This is a messenger RNA of Mollisia scopiformis, 4886 nucleotides long. Its product is annotated as TMEM1 family protein-like protein. Gene Ontology annotation, cellular component: TRAPPII protein complex. NCBI's taxonomy places the organism in Eukaryota, Fungi, Ascomycota, Leotiomycetes, Helotiales, Mollisiaceae. Gene Ontology annotation, biological process: early endosome to Golgi transport; intra-Golgi vesicle-mediated transport. The transcript has 3 exons. The coding region runs from base 82 to 4776 and encodes 1564 amino acids. The record is from RefSeq and is a predicted model, not a curated record.
AACACAUUAAAUAUGGCUCUUUCGAUCGACAGUUGAGCGACUUCUAACAGCAAGAUGAUCUUUUCGAAACCUAUAUGAAUCAUGGAGGAGACGUCAUCCAGCUCUAAAGUCACUGUCGAGUACUUCGACCCAUAUGGAGUCUACCAGCUGCUGUCCCCAGGACUCCUUCCGCGAUUACCUUUGCGAAAUCUACAUUGGAAUUCCCAUUCCGGGCCUUUGCGAUCCAUAUCCACGCUACAUAUAGACCUCCAACCUUCCGCGCAAGAUAUCCGCCCGCUGUCGACAUUAAACCCAGCUUCAGCCAGCACAUCGAGUCUUUCCCGAGUGAAGAGCGAGGACUCGGCAGCAAGUGGUGACGAUGGCUUUCGAACGCAAGCAUUGAGCCAGCCGGCGGGAGACAGGCCAGCAUCUGUAUCUGGACCUGUCAAACCAGUGAAAGAACGAAGACACCAGAUACCAGGGCUUCGGCAGACCCCAUAUUUGAAAGUCUUCUUCUUACGAUGCGAUGAUAAUGACACGUAUAAGAACCAAGCCAGGCGGCAGGUUAGGGAAUGGAUAAAGGACCAUACACCACCAGCUCAAAGCACCUCGAAGAAUACUCCGCAGGAAAAUCACGACGCCUAUGAGUGGUUGAUCAUACAUGUUAUUGUCCCAAAUACGGCUGCGGCGACACAACCUCGAACAGGUGGGAAAAGCUCCGAGGGCGGCUCAAGUUCUAUCUCUGAAAAAUCUGGGCCAAGAUGGCGUGGUGGAGGAUCCUCCACUAUUCUGGAGAAAUUACGAGCAGAUUUCAAUGGCACGUCUAAGUCUGCUGUAGACCGAGUAGCUCAGAUACGUAUCGGGAUCAAUGAUGUGCCAUACGAUAUGCUACCUCGUGUUGUACCAGCAAUUCCAGGUUCAUACUCCGAGACACCACAAGAGAAUGAGAAUGCAUGGCUGGACUUAGUUUCGAAACUCAAAUCACUUAUUCUCGCUUCUUUUGAUGGGCGUGUAAGCCAGUAUGAAGAGGACAUCCGGGAGAAAGAUGCACAAAGGUCAUUACCAGGCUGGAACUUUUGCACAUUUUUCGUGCUCAAGGAAGGUCUUGCACGAGGAUUCGAAAACGUUGGACUGGUAGAAGACGCUCUUGUAGGAUAUGAUGAGCUGGCGGUCGGGCUUGAUGCCAUCAUCAGAGAACAGUCUUCGACCGGCUCGAGUGUUGCACGUGGUGGUUCUUUCUUGCCGUACACAGAAGAUCUCAAGCGGAGGGCAGAAAAGGCUAGAGCUGCCAUAUUGCGAGACAUGGGUGCUGGCGAUGCUGCAGAAAGUGACGAACCAAUCGACUUACAGUCCACGACCAAGCUUUCGGGCAACGAGGAUGAUGAGAUUCCUCUUAACGCAUCAAAGAAACGCUACCGAGAACUGAUUCUCGCGAAUGAUAUCUCAAUCUUUGAUUUCCGCUGCUAUCUUUUCGCACGUCAGCUCUCGCUAUUAUUGCGGCUUGCAAAUGCAUGGUCAUCUCAAGAAGAGUUACUUGCAAAGCUAAAAGAGCAGCGAGAAUCAAGUUUGCAAGGCGUUGCUGCUCGUCUCCCUGCUUCUCAGCCGGCUGACGAUGCAGAAGUCCUCAAUGUUCUUGGAGAGAUUUGCAGAAGAUCCAUGACUUUUGUCUCGUCCAUUUCUCGCAUCAUGAGAGAGGACAUCUCGGCAUCAUUCCAAGCGUCGAAUGCAACAGGAGACACACAAGUUGAAAUCAUUGACCCAAUAAUGACACAAGUUGUGGACAAUAUUGUAUCUUCGUUUACGUUCGGCAUUUCCCAACAGAUCCUUGCACAAACUUCCACAAAAUCAUUGCCCAUUCCUCCAUCAACGUUAGCGCCUCCGAGCAGCAGAAUAGGGCUCGAUGGUCAAGAGCCUAAAGCUGCUAUACCAGAACCCAAAACAAUGAUGCAUCCCGCCAGGAGUAGCUCCCUUGCUCUUCGAUCAAGCUCUCGAGAGCCGCCUAGCCCAGGUCGGUUCCCUGGCGGAAGGAGAUCUUCUGUCCCAGAGCAAGGUGCAGCUUCGUCUCCAUUUUUGAAAGCAGGGUUAGAACAGCUUGCUGGCCAUAGAGCUGAACUCUAUGUCCUGUCCAGGAGUAUUCUUGAGCAAGUGGGUAAGGAGCGAGGUUGGAGCUCUGGCUGGGCUGAAAUGGAAGAUCUCCAUUCAAGUGGUGGAGGCGAGAUGGAAGACAUCGAUCUCAACCAGGAGCCUGCCACUGUUGAAGCUUCGACACUUUCCAAAAUCCCACCUUCAUCCUAUGGCAUCGAGAAUAAGCUUCUUCAGACUGCUGUUGAUAACAAGGACGAUUUUUAUCGUCUCUACGAGACUCUGACAGACAAAGCACUACGCCACUUUACGGUUGCAAACCACAUACAAUCUGUCCAGUCAAAUAUGGCCGAUCUUGCUAUCCUGAAGUACCACCUCGGCGACUAUGCUGCAGCAGCGUCAUACUUUUAUCGUAUGACACCCUUCUAUGGUGAAGGUGGAUGGGCACAAGUCGAGCUUUCUAUGCUAAUCAUGUACGCGAAAUGUCUACGGGAGCUACAGCGAAAAGAAGAGUAUGUCAAAGUAGUCCUGAAGCUGUUAUCAAAAUCUGCCAUGGUGGAGAAGGAGAGAUUGCAACGCAAAUCCUCCUUCCAGAUAGGUUCCAAAAACACAUUCAGCCCUGAGGUGUUGCCAACCGAAUCCUACUUGUCAGACUUACUGGAGAUAACAAAAACUUUGCCUCAUGAAGUGCACGUCCCUCUACAGAAUUUUUUCGCUCAUAUUGAGGUUGACAACACAGUUCGAUAUCAUCCUGAGAUGGACAGCUUCGGCUUACAGCUACGCCUGCACUAUUUGCUUUCAGAGAGUAUCACUAUCGAUAAAGCCAAAGUCAAAAUUGUGUCCUUGCUCGGAGAAACCAGUCGAGAGAUAUGGUUGGAGAUGGAAGGUGAUACUGUUUUCGGGAAAGGGAUGGUCAAAUUGGCCGUGAAAAGCAAUACUCUCGUUCCCGGGACGUAUAUCGCCACCCAAAUCAUCCUUCAAUCUAGCAACAUCACUCUCCAAUACGAUCAUAACAGCGCCAGCGUCCCAUGUACAAAGGCUGGCUCAUUCUUCAGAAGUCCAAAGCUUCUGAUCUACCACAGGACUAAAGCAUUUGACGUGCGGCUGUUCGCAUCCAGAUACAUGCAUUUAGAUCGUAAUCGCUCACUCGAGAUCGAGUUAUUACCUGGGUGGAAUACUGUGGCAAGUGGCGAGAUUCAUGUCCGAGCAGCAACUGCAGGACUGAGGGUUCAGACGAGCGAAACCAAAUUACUUGUCGGAUCUUUGGAAAUUUUUAAGAAGUCUGAGCCUGGUAUUGUUCGCUUCGGUGCGAUGGAGCAGCAGUCGAGAUCCAGACUAGUCAUGCCUUUCAAUCUUGAGCAUGAGGUCGGCGAGAUAUCUCUCAAGAUAGAGAUCACUUACACCACAGAGAAAGGAGUCUUUUUCUUUGCAACUACUCCAUCGGUCUCAAUCUCGCUCCCACUCGGGGUCAACGUUCAGGACGUCUUCAAGCAUAAAGCUCUCUUCUCCAAAUUCACCAUUUCAUCAUCUACAUCCAGCCCUAUCCGUCUGUUGAGCUCCCGCUUGGAGGGCUCAGAGGUGUUUGGUGCCGAAGGCGGAGUUCCAAUUUCCAAGCCUUUGGUCGUAUUUCCUCGCCAACCUGCGACAAUGCUAUAUAAGAUUACAAAGUUGAGAUCCCUCUCAAAACCAGAGAUUGGUUCACGAAAAGGCCCGAAAUCGUCGUUGUCGUUAGUUUUAAAUUAUACUUGUAUAGAGGAGGAGAUUGAGAACGCAGUGACCGAAGACCUUUCUCAGUUUCUUGAGAAGAAAUCUCUCGACUCUUAUGCCCGGCUCAUGGUUCCGGUCGUGCUUGCUGAAUUACGAUCACAUCUCUCUUCGUACGAUUUUGAGAAAACGGCUAUAUUGAACGAAAUAUCAACCUCUAUCCUGUCGUCUAUCAAUUGGCGAGAUCACUUUUCAGGUCUCGGUCGCGAACCGGAGUCAAGUAAAGACACAGCAUUGGUGAUGGAAGAGUGUCUCCACAGCUGGGUUCAGCAGAAGUCCAGUAUAUCUUUGGCUCAAGUAUCUAUCGAGGACGAGUCAAUGCGGAACAGUCGAUCAAUUGUCAUUCCUGUCGACAUACCAUCUGUCACGGUUGUUCACACAGCAGACUUCAAGCUGCUCGAUCCUCCGCCAGCUGCAACCAACAUGGUCAUAGCUGCCUCAAACCAGCCUAUCUCAGCAUCUUUGGACAUCAAGUGGACCAGGAUUUGGGACACUGAAAUCCCUUCAGAAACUGGUGCUGGAUCUCAAAACGAGUAUAUCGAGUUCUUCUACGAAGUCUCAGGGGCGUCAGAUACUUGGCUCAUCGGCGGAAGAAGGAAAGGUCAUUUCAGAAUACCGAGGAUUCAUCAAGAACACGAUACCAAGGCGAAGCUAUCUUUCCCGGUCGUCCUGAUCCCUUUAAGAGAAGGAUUUCUUCCAUUUCCGAACGUCGAUAUUAAACCAGCUCAUUCUCUCAAGCAUGUCGGUUAUGCUGAGGACGAGACACCACGUCUGAAGCGACCUGUUGUAACUUGUGAGACGGACUACAAAAAUGCUGGAGAGACUUUGAGAGUGAUUAGUGAUGCACGGAAGACGACUGUUAGCCUUGAUGCAAGCGGACCGCAAGGUGGAGCAUGGCUGCUUGAGAGUGAACGAAGGAGUCCGGGCAAUGGAGGAAUUGUCCUAGGUUAAUCGUCGCUAAACAGUAGAUUGAAAGCCUAUCCAGGAGGAAGGGGAUGUUAGACUAGGUCCAUGCCGGAACUAUACCACGCGACUUACGAGGGUCACUUGGGACACGCGUC